Messenger RNA from Phaedon cochleariae (mustard beetle), 515 nucleotides. Lineage: Eukaryota; Metazoa; Arthropoda; Insecta; Coleoptera; Chrysomelidae. The record is from the annotation of a GenBank genome assembly.
ACUAUAUGUAAGUAUAGGUAGCAUAAUAAUAUAAUGUUGAAAAACAAAACAGUGCGAUCUCAAGUGGAAUCAUGAAAUUCUGUUCAUUGGCUGCUUUCAUUGUAGGCUUAGUGAUAAUCGCUGCCGCUGAUGACAUCAAACAAGAAACUAAAGACAGAAUACAGAAAUUCCACAACGAAUGCCAGGUCGACCCAGAAACCAAGGUGGAUGAAGCCAUAAUAGAAAAGCACCUCAAGGACGAACCAAUCGACGAAUCUCAGUUUGCGAAGCACAUCCUGUGCAUGAACGUCAAAUCAGGAAUUCAGAAAGAAAAUGGCGAUGUCGAUAAGGAUGGUCUGAAGAAGUUGAUCAUUGCCGAUACUGAUAAGGUGGAUGAGAUUGUUGAAGAUUGUGGGGAGAGAAAUGGCAUCACUGCUGAAGAAUCUGCACUCGCUUUGUUAAAAUGUCUCAAGAAACAUAUACCCAGACGUGAACAUCAUGAUUGAAUGCAACAAACUCAGAAAAUAAAGAUGAUU